Messenger RNA from Priceomyces carsonii, 1653 nucleotides. RefSeq names its product chaperonin-containing T-complex subunit (gene CCT5). The record is from RefSeq and is a predicted model, not a curated record. Gene Ontology annotation, biological process: protein folding. Lineage: Eukaryota; Fungi; Ascomycota; Pichiomycetes; Serinales; Debaryomycetaceae. Gene Ontology annotation, cellular component: chaperonin-containing T-complex. Gene Ontology annotation, molecular function: ATP-dependent protein folding chaperone; ATP hydrolysis activity; ATP binding. The transcript has a single exon. Bases 1 to 1653 code for a protein of 550 amino acids.
AUGGCAGCAGCGCAAGGGAUCCCAGACUUAUCUAACGCCAUAGUUGCCCAAGAUGAAAUGGGUAGGCCGUUUAUUAUUGUUAGAGAUCAAGGCAAGAAGCAAAGAAAGCAUGGCGUGGAAGCCACCAAAUCUCAUAUUUUAGCUGCUAGAUCAGUUGCCUCUAUUAUACGUACAUCAUUAGGACCUCGAGGAUUGGAUAAAAUAUUGGUUAGUCAAGAUGGAGAUAUUACUAUUACAAACGAUGGAGCAACAAUUCUUUCACAAAUAGAUUUAGAUAAUGAGAUUGCCAAGCUAUUGGUGGAAUUGUCUAAGUCUCAAGAUGACGAAAUUGGCGAUGGAACAACUGGUGUUGUUGUCCUAGCUGGAGCGCUCCUUGAUCAAGCUUUGGAAUUACUUGAAAAGGGCAUUCAUCCUAUUAAAAUUGCAAAUGGUUUUGACGAGGCUUGUAAGAUUGCUUGUCAACAAUUGGAUAAAGUAGCAGAAAAAAUUGAUAUAACUAAUGAAAGUACUGACACUAAUUUAUUAAAGGCAGCUAAGACUUCUUUAGGAUCUAAAAUAGUAUCAAAAUCUCACAACCAAUUUGCUCAAAUGGCUGUUGAUGCUGUUUUGGCUGUUGCUGAUUUUAAAAGAAAGGAUGUCGAUUUUGAAUUAAUAAAAAUGGAGAGCAAGGUAGGUGGAUCAAUAGAAGACUCCCAUUUAAUCAAAGGUGUUUUAUUGGACAAAGAGUUCUCCCACGCUCAAAUGCCAAAGAAAGUUGAAGAUGCUAAAAUUGCUAUUUUAACUUGCCCGUUUGAGCCACCAAAACCAAAGACUAAGCAUAAGUUGGACAUUUCAACGGUUGAAGAGUUUAAAGUUUUGCAGGAUUAUGAGCAGAAAAAAUUUCAGGAGAUGAUCGAAAGUGUUAAAAACUCGGGCGCUAAUGUUGUUGCCUGUCAAUGGGGUUUUGACGAUGAAGCUAAUCAUCUAUUACUUGCAAAUGACUUGGCGGCAAUCAGAUGGAUUGGUGGCUCUGAAUUAGAGCUACUUGCCAUUGCUACCAAUGGACGUAUUGUUUCAAGAUUCGAGGACUUAACUGAAGACAAGUUGGGAAGGGCAGGAGUUGUAAGGGAACUUGACUUUGGAACUACAAGGGACCGCAUGUUAGUCAUCGAAGACUGCUCGAAUACAAGAGCUGUGACAUGUUUUGUUAGAGGGUCCAACGAGAUGAUAGUUGCUGAAGGUAUUAGGGCUCUUCACGAUUCAAUAUGCGUUGUUCGUAAUCUAAUUCGUGAUAGUAAAAUUGUCUACGGAGGAGGAGCAGCUGAACUCUCUUGCUCCCUAGCUGUAGGCGAAGCAGCUGACAAGCAGAAGGGAAUAGAUCAGUAUGCUUUUAGGGCUUUUGCGAAUGCUCUCGAUACUAUUCCUAUGACAUUGGCUGAAAAUUCAGGCUUGGAUCCAAUUGAAACACUCUCUAGUCUAAAGUCGAAGCAGGUGAAUGAAAAUGUUUCUCACUUGGGAGUUGAUUGUUUAGGUAAAGGAACGAAUGACAUGAAGGAACUUUUUGUGAUUGAUCCAUUAAUUGGGAAGAAGCAACAAUUGUUACUUGCCACUCAAUUAACAAGGAUGAUACUUAAGAUUAAUGAUGUCAUCAUCAGCUCUAAAGAUGAAUAUUAA